Molecule: messenger RNA, 464 nt
Organism: Drosophila virilis
Lineage: Eukaryota; Metazoa; Arthropoda; Insecta; Diptera; Drosophilidae
Source: RefSeq, a predicted model, not a curated record
CUCAGUAACGAAACGAACAACAAUCAAGGAAUACCACAAUCCAACGAGAUGGCUGAGAUUCAACAGGUCAAUAUUCAAUGCGAGUGCUAUCAUCGCCAUGGACCCCUCUAUGUGCUGCGCCCCUGGGCCUGGGGUCGUCCCUGCCGUCGCUGCCGACGCAUGAUGGAUCGCAAUGUGGUUGUGGUGCCCACUUCUGGUGCGGCUGCCGUAACAGUGACACCCGCCAUGACCUCGACACGCCGAUCACCAGUUGUGGUAUCCACAACCACCACCCAGGCGGUGCCGGUGCAACAGCAACAGGUGGUCCUGACACAGCAGACAUCCUAUCCUGCGACUCUGCCGCCCACAUACAGCGAAACGGUGGUCGUCGGCUAAAGCAAAGCCAGGCUUAGAUUGAUGCGGAUUUGAAGAGAUUUAAGAAAAUAUUAAAAAUAAAGCAAUAACUUUUUCAAAUGAAAACUGAA